This is a messenger RNA of Condylostylus longicornis, 870 nucleotides long. Its product is annotated as serine protease SP24D-like. Bases 32 to 805 code for a protein of 257 amino acids. NCBI's taxonomy places the organism in Eukaryota, Metazoa, Arthropoda, Insecta, Diptera, Dolichopodidae. Gene Ontology annotation, molecular function: serine-type endopeptidase activity. The transcript has 2 exons. Gene Ontology annotation, biological process: proteolysis. The record is from RefSeq and is a predicted model, not a curated record.
UAUCGGUGCUCUUGAAAACAUAACCAAAAUAAUGGCUUCCCUAUUGAUAUUUAAUUUAGUUGUUUUAAUUGCCAGUACGUUGGCAACACCAGUAGGCCAAUUUAGCCAUGGUAUGAACUUUGUUGUUGGUGGUAAAAAUGCAGCUCACGGGCAAUUCCCACAUCAAAUUUCACUUCAACUUGGAACUUCACAAUUCCAUAACUGUGGUGGAUCAAUUAUUCACAAAAAUUGGGUAUUAACAGCUGCUCAUUGCGUAGAUUCUUCAAGUCCAGGUUCCUAUCUUGUUGUUGCCGGAGAUUUACUUUACAAAAAUGGUGUACCACAUAAAAUUGAAAAAAUUAUUUCACAUGAAAAAUACGCAAAUUUCCAAUAUGAUGUUUCUUUGUUGAAAAUCGCUGGUGAUGGUUUCGAUUUUAGCGAUCCAUCAAAAAUAUCAACAAUUGAAUUAUUAAAAGAAGAAGUACCAGUUGGUGCUGAAAUUUCUAUUUCUGGAUGGGGUCAAGAUAGUUCCGGUCGCGUACCAGACCACUUACAAUAUACCGAUGCCAUGUGGCAUGGAGAAGCAAAAGAAUGUAGAGAUGCAUUCGGUAGCAUUUUCUUUGACGGAAUUUUGUGUUUGAAACAUCCAGUUAGCGUUGGAGUUUGUUUCGGUGACAGUGGUGGUCCAGCUCAUUAUCAAGGUAAAUUGGCUGGAGUAGCUAAUUUCGUUGUUGGUGGUUGUGGUUCUGGUUAUCCAGAUGGUUAUGCUAAAGUAAGUUAUUUCGGUCAAUGGAUCAAUGAACAAACCGGUGAAGAAAUUUAUUAGACGUUUAAAACAAUGUUCAAUGUUAAAAAUUGAAAAAAAUUAAAGUCUCGCAUUUUAAAUUAUAA